UUCAUUGAGCUCAAAGCUUAGUGGCUUCACAGUGGUAGUGGUGGUUAGGCGUAAUAGGCUUGCAAAUUCCUUUCUUUCUUUCUUUCUUUCUUUCUUUCUUUCUUUCUUUCUUUCUUUCUUUCUUUCUUUCUUUCAGCUCCUCACUUUUGAACUAUCCUUGAUCAGUGGCGGCAAUGACAGCUUUUCCAAAGUGAGAACAGCGAUGUGUUGGUGUUCAGACACAUUGAAAAGACACUUCCAAGAACUUGGUGAAAGAAAGACGAUUCACUAGUAUCGUGAAUGACAGACGUGUCUGUGAAUUAAGGGUUUCCAGAGCACUUAUAAUUUGAGCUGAAUGGACCAGUUCUUCAGUCUUGAUGCCCUUUCCGGGGAUGACAACUGCCCUUGACAUCUUUUCAGACCUGGAAAUUUCUCUGUAUGAAAAUAGAUUAGUUUUCUUGCAGUUUAAUUAGGAACAGAGGCUCCCACAGGGUGAGGGAACCACUGGCUGCUACAACUAUGGAGAUAAUCUGUCUACUGCUGGAAAUGUCUCCAGACUUUUGACAACGGCUAAACAACCAUGGGGUCCAGCGGCCUCGGGAAAGCAGCGACGCUAGAUGAACUGCUCAGCACGUGCAUUGAGAUGUUUGAUGACAACGGAGAGUUGAAUGACAGCUAUUUGCCAAGAAUAGUUCUGCUGAUGCACCGAUGGUAUUUAUCUUCCACCGAACUGGCAGAAAAACUCCUCUGCAUGUAUCAGAAUGCCAGGGGAGAAGGCUGUGACGAAUUCCGACUGAAGGUCUGCUAUUUCAUGAGGUAUUGGAUUCUGAAAUUCCCUGCCGAGUUUAAUUUGGAUCUUGGUUUGAUUCGUAUGACUGAGGAGUUCCGGGAAGUCGCUAGCCAACUAGGCUAUGAAAAGCACCUCAGCCUCAUGGACAUAUCCAGCGUCCCUUCCUAUGACUGGAUGAGGAGAGUCACGCAGAGGAAAAAAGUAUCGAAAAAGGGGAAGGCUUGUCUCUUAUUUGACCAUCUGGAGCCCAUUGAGUUGGCCGAGCACCUCACUUUUCUGGAGCAUAAAUCUUUUCGAAGGAUCUCAUUCACCGAUUACCAGAGCUACGUCAUCCAUGGCUGCUUGGAGAAUAACCCAACUUUGGAGCGAUCUAUUGCUUUAUUUAAUGGAAUCUCUAAGUGGGUCCAGCUGAUGGUUCUCAGCAAACCAAGUCCCCAGCAAAGGGCAGAAGUCAUCACCAAGUUCAUCAAUGUAGCACAGAAACUCCUUCAGCUAAAAAAUUUUAACACCUUGAUGGCAGUGGUUGGCGGCCUUAGUCAUAGCUCCAUUUCCCGACUCAAAGAGACCCAUUCUCACCUCUCUUCAGAGGUUACAAAGAACUGGAAUGAAAUGACAGAGUUGGUCUCUUCCAAUGGCAAUUAUUGCAAUUACCGCAAGGCCUUCGCCGACUGUGAUGGCUUCAAAAUCCCCAUCCUUGGCGUGCACUUGAAAGACUUGAUAGCUGUCCAUGUCAUCUUCCCAGACUGGAUGGAAGAGAACAAAGUGAACAUCGUGAAAAUGCACCAGCUCUCCGUUACCCUGAGUGAACUGGUCUCCCUGCAGAAUGCCUCUCACCACUUAGAACCUAACAUGGAUUUGAUCAACCUGCUCACUCUUUCUCUGGACCUCUAUCACACUGAAGAUGAUAUUUACAAACUGUCGCUGGUGCUGGAGCCUAGAAAUUCCAAAUCGCAACCUACCUCCCCCACAACGCCCAACAAGCCUGUGGUGCCCCUUGAGUGGGCUUCAGGGGUGAUACCAAAGCCAGACCCCACCAUCAUCAACAAACACAUAAGGAAGUUGGUGGAGUCUGUGUUUCGAAAUUACGAUCAUGAUCACGAUGGCUACAUCUCCCAAGAGGACUUUGAGAGCAUAGCUGCCAAUUUCCCCUUCCUGGAUUCCUUCUGUGUGCUAGACAAAGACCAGGAUGGCCUAAUUAGCAAAGAUGAAAUGAUGGCCUAUUUUCUGAGAGCUAAAUCCCAGCUACACUGCAAAAUGGGACCAGGAUUUAUCCAUAAUUUUCAGGAGAUGAAUUAUCUCAAGCCGACCUUCUGUGAACACUGUGCGGGAUUUCUCUGGGGCAUAAUCAAACAAGGCUACAAAUGCAAAGACUGUGGAGCCAACUGUCACAAACAGUGCAAAGACCUCUUGGUUCUGGCCUGCAGGAGACUUGCCCGGGCACCUUCGCUGGGCAGCAAUCCUGGGUCACUGCCUGGAAGCCCAGCCUUGCCCCCAGUGCAGGAUGAAGUGUUUGAGUUUCCUGGGGUCACUGCCGGACACCGGGACCUGGAUAGCAGAGCCAUCACACUGGUCACGGGCUCUUCUCGUAAAAUCUCCGUGAGGCUACAGCGAGCCACCACUAGUCAAGCUACCCAGACAGAACCUGUGUGGUCAGAGGCUGGCUGGGGAGACUCGGGGUCCCACACAUUCCCCAAAAUGAAAUCCAAGUUCCAUGACAAAGCAACUAAGGACAAAGGCUUUGCCAAGUGGGAAAACGAGAAGCCCAUGGCACAGGCUGGUGUGGAUGUUGUAGACCGAGGCACCGCAUUUGAACCUGACCAGGAUGAAGGGCAAGAUGAAGCCAAACAGGAUGGUGAGGAUGGCUGAGAUCAAGCUGGGGAUACUAAAGGCAAUCAUGUCAGCUUUGGGGAAAAGAAAAGCUGCGGGAAGCACUUCCAGCUCUGGGAGUGGUCUGGAAAAGAGAUGCGCACAUGUUCACGGCCUCCUGUCAUCCUGGGAUCUCCAUGACUGGACCACAGGAGAGAGGAUUUAUCCCGACUCUGAACUAUUUAUUUCCCACGCUCUGCCCCUGCUGAGAUGCCACAAACACUGUUAUGUAGUGGGCAGUUUCUCACACCUCUCCAGAGCCGUUUAUACACUGGGAAGGCAAGCUCCGGCGCAUGUGUGUGAUAUCCGUUCUCUAAAUUCAAAACUUGGCCCUUUUGGAUAACGUUAUUUUUAUAAAUCGGUGUGUGUGUGUGUGUAUGGGGUGUUUCAUAAGGCGUUGAGACUGAGCUCCUUUUGCGUACCUUUUAGAUGGGACUGGGACUUGAAGUUUCGCUGAGAGACAAAGGCGUUUUUUCAGACUCUGGAAAGUAGUGAUUCCUCCGAUGCCAGUUAGCUGUGCGCUAUUUCGAGUGUCUUCCCACACAGUGGCUGUGGUGUGUAAUGCCACAUGUGUGUAUUGCCUAGGUCUCACCAAUCCUGCCUCACUAAGGAGAAUCACAGCCCCCAAGCUCCCCUAGUAGUCAUACUAGCUACAGUGGAAAAAAAAUUAUAUGCCUGGACACCUAAUUGUGUUCCCAAUCUUUCUGAGGAUUCCCAAAAUAGAAUGUUAAUUACAAAAUCAAAUCAAGUUCCAAGGGAUAAAAUUUAGUAGAAAACAAAACCAAAAACCAACCAACAAAAAACAAGCAAAAAACCCCUCUGAAUUUCUAGGUGAAAAGGAGAACAACCAGUUUGGAAAGCCAAAAGCAACCUGAAGACUUUUGUUUUAGAUAACUUCAGGAUGCAAAAGGUAACUUCAUUUCUUCUUAAUAAAUUCUCACCCACAGUUAAAAGAAUAUUCACAGAAAGAAAACUUACCAUAAGCCUCAACUAUGGAUUGAUAUUCUAGUUAUGAGUUUAAAAUAUUAAUAAUUUAGAUGUCUUCCUUUGGAUGUGUAUCUAUGAUAGUGGUUCCUGAUGCUCUGAGAUGGAGACAAAGCUGAGAUGGGGUUACACACCUCUCUCUUUCUGCUUGGCGCAAGGGUAGGACGACCCUCAAGUCUGCGGUCAGCCUAGGAAACUUAGCAAGAUUCUGUCUAAGAAAAAUUGAGGUGUUGAGUCUGUCACUGAGGGGACCAUCUGAUGCCCACUGACCAGUCUUUCUCAGAAGUACCCUGGUCUACACUGGAGGGCUACUGUGUAUGUAUCUGAGGUAAAAACUAACCGGUGGUUCUGCUCUGGUCCUUAGAGACCGGGAGCAUGAGGACAUGAAAGCUAAGUGGUUCUGGUAUCUUUACGUACCGUGUGGGUGCUGGGAACUGAACCCCGGUCCUCUGGAAGAGCAGUCAGUGCUCUUAACCACUGAACUAUCUCUCCAGCCCCAGUUCCAGGGUCUUCAAACUUUGGCAGAGCUGAUGUAGUGUGCUCCAGCGGCUCUGGAAUGGGAAAGAAUCUGGACUGGGGAUACUGAAGAGUAAGUCAAGUCAUUAAUAGGAGCUGAGAUUAAGCUGGAAAUGAACUGACUUACCAGUGUCAAGCACCUCGGAGGGCAGAGCUGUCGGGUCUGUGUAUAUACACUAUCUGUUGCUAGUCAUACAUACAGCUAAAUGCAUGUUAACAAAUUAAAGCAGAAAAUGGUAACUUAAGUACAGGAAACCCUUCUGGAGAAAAGAUCAGACAGAAACCUGUUAAUGAAGGUUGGACUUUUUAUAUUUCUUUUCAGAGGAGUUAGUUCACUUGCCAUUUGGCUUGGAUAUUUAAGAGUUUUCAUAUACAUAAGGAAUUUUGUAUUUCCAGUCUUCCCAUGAUAAGGAACCAAAAUGUACCUUUAAUGAAAAAUAAACACAAGCAAAAAAAAAAUACUCCGUGUGUUGCAUGUGUGUAUGUAGCAUGUGUAUGCCUGUGCACUGUGCAAACAUGAGGGCUAUUAGUGCACUGAAGAGGAACUGUAGUCCAUAAAGAACUGCUUCACAAUUCUGAUUAUACUGUUGACUUACAACCAGUAGUGACUUUAAUGAUGACUUCAUCAGUU
Messenger RNA from Chionomys nivalis (European snow vole), 4766 nucleotides. RefSeq names its product RAS guanyl releasing protein 3 (gene Rasgrp3). NCBI's taxonomy places the organism in Eukaryota, Metazoa, Chordata, Mammalia, Rodentia, Cricetidae. Gene Ontology annotation, molecular function: guanyl-nucleotide exchange factor activity; calcium ion binding. Bases 560 to 2635 code for a protein of 691 amino acids. Gene Ontology annotation, cellular component: plasma membrane. The transcript is spliced from 18 exons. The record is from RefSeq and is a predicted model, not a curated record. Gene Ontology annotation, biological process: positive regulation of GTPase activity; Ras protein signal transduction.